Vidua chalybeata is the source of this 1015-nucleotide messenger RNA. Its product is annotated as phospholipase A2 inhibitor NAI-like. Bases 80 to 859 code for a protein of 259 amino acids. NCBI's taxonomy places the organism in Eukaryota, Metazoa, Chordata, Aves, Passeriformes, Viduidae. Gene Ontology annotation, molecular function: phospholipase inhibitor activity. The transcript has 6 exons. The record is from RefSeq and is a predicted model, not a curated record. Gene Ontology annotation, cellular component: extracellular region.
AUUGUGCCUUCUCCUUGCUGUGCUUGGUUUUAUCUCUAAAACAGCAGAUGAAAAGGCUGCAGCUUCACACUCUCCCUCCAUGAGAGGUAGGAAACAGUUUAUAAAGCCCUUGUGGUACACAGUGCUUUGUUGGGCAAGGCUUGGCAGCUCCCUGGGCUUACGUCCCAUCAGCAUGAGAGUAUCUCUUGGACUCAGCUUCCUCCUGGCUUUCCUGGACCCAGGGACCUGCCUCCAGUGUGAGGUAUGUCACAGCAUGGGAAAAAGCUGCUCUGGCCCCAUGAAAACGUGCACUGGUGGUGAAGACACUUGUGGCAUUAUUCUGCAUGAAGUCCUAAUAGGGGGGAUGGCCAUCUCUUCAUCCAUCAAGUCCUGCCUGCCAUCCCAUGUCUGCCACCUUGGUCCUGUCACCGUGAAUUAUGGGAAGGUGAAAGCAAAGAGCCAUUUGGUUUGCUGCACGGGCGAUGACUGUCGGACCACCUCCGUGUCAUUGCCACCAGAUAAUGAUGUGCCCAAUGGAUACCAGUGUCCUGCCUGCUACAGCGUGGACUCCUUUCAGUGCGGUAAUGAAGUUGUAAACUGCACUGGAUCUGAAGACCAAUGUGUUGACCUUGCUGGGUUAAUGAAUGCUGGUGGACUGUCUCUGAAAGCUGCCAUGAAGGGUUGCACCACCAUUUCUGAAUGCAGUAUGGUAGGAGAUGGAAAAAACAGCCUGGGGAUCAUGGACAUAAAGCUGAAACGGUUCCAAUGCAGACCAGCUUCUGCUAUGUACAGUGUGGUGUACAGUGCUGGGGUUGCUGCUCCACACAAGACUUUCCUUCCUGUCCUAUCAGGAUUCAUCCUGGAGAAGGUACUUUUCUGACUCUCACUAGUGCUGGGUUGAGAAAAACCCACAGCAAAUCCCAGCAGUGGUUUGCAACUUAGUUCUUUUUGCUGUAGCUUCUUCUGCAUGGGGAUUUUAUUUUCAGAUUAGCUCUUCUUUUAUAUUUUAACAGAAUAAAGACAACACUUACACUUC